Messenger RNA from Acyrthosiphon pisum (pea aphid), 5756 nucleotides. Its product is annotated as protein FAM135A. The record is from RefSeq and is a predicted model, not a curated record. The coding region runs from base 732 to 4349 and encodes 1205 amino acids. The transcript has 19 exons. Gene Ontology annotation, biological process: lipid metabolic process. NCBI's taxonomy places the organism in Eukaryota, Metazoa, Arthropoda, Insecta, Hemiptera, Aphididae.
UGUAGCUAGAAGCAUAGAACGAUAGAAGUCUGUGGGUCGUCACAAAUGACGAAAUACGAAGGAAUAAGGAUUAUUGAAUGCUGAUCACGCUGGUCUUAUCUAUCUCAUUGAAAAAAAUCGAUUUUUGCAUUGUGUUUAUAUUAUUUAUUAUUCAUCAGAAAUCUUAAUUAAUCUUAAAUCGUCACAAAAAUUAAAGGUUUGCUCUUUAUAAACCAGCAGACACAAGCUAUCGCCUGCGUGUGCGUGUUGUCAGGGUAACACCCGUAAAGUCGCUUUUAGUGAUCAAAGCGCCGUCUAGCGGCCGUCUCUGAAUACCAACAAGCUUUGCAUUAGAGUCCAAUCGGUGGUCUGGCCGGGAUAAAUAUGGGUCAAACGCACGUUCUACAAAAAGUUCCGGAUAAAAAGUGAAUGACUUAUAUAAUAAUUAUACAUAUACCAAACACUUAUAUAAUAAUUAAAAAAUAUACAUUUAAUGAUCGAUAUUUUUGUAUUACUAUUAAAGUACUCAAGUGUGCCAUUUGUGAAUUAUAACAAUAGUCAUUUUUAUUAUCUUUGUCUUCAAGUGCAGUGAUUGUAAAAUACGUGAACUAUCAAAGGUAGUAACAAAAUUCAAUGCAUCAACAUAUUACGCGUAAUAUCUAUCCUGAGGAUAACAACUGCGAUAGAACACUAAGAAUUAAUAUAUUUUGUGACGAUGAAAUGAGUCCGAAGAUAGAACUAAUGUUGAUAUUAUGAGUGAACUUCAAGCAACUGUAGAAUUUUCUGUCGAGUACUGCAAGUUUUAUAACAUAGAUCUAUUCCAAAGAGGAUUAUAUCGUAUUCGAACUGAACUCAAAGUUUCUCCUAAACUCUCUGUUCAAGUGGAAGUCAGCUUAAAAAAACAUCAACAAAGACAAGAUAAUCAAAAAUCACCCCAAUUAUACUAUGUUGAAAAUGGAGAAGACCUUGGGGUCAGUAAGACGUUUCGAAUACUAUAUCGACAUGAAGAAAUUAUGCUCGACGAUAUAAUAUUAUUUAAAGCACAUGUGCUUGUAGACAGUCAAAAACUACAGGAUAGUCUUGAAAGAGCUGGAUUUAUUUUAAAUGUCGAGUUAUGGUUUGGAGAAAAUGGCUCUAUGUGCUGCGUCUCCAGCAGAACUCUUCAACUGCAUGUCUGUCCAGCGAGAGGAUUACAUUACCACUUACCAGUAUUAUUUGACUACUUUCAUUUAUCAGCUGUAACUUUGACCAUACACGCGAGUCUAGUCGCUUUACAUCAACCCUAUAUUAAAAAAAGUAUACUGAAUUAUAUGCAAAGUUGUGCUCCUAGAACUGGUAAAACAUGGUUAACAAAUAAUACAAAUCGAUUUAAUUUUCGGCCAUCACAUUCCAUAGAAUCGGUAUUUUUUGGCAACGCGAAUGGCCAAAACGGGACCACUAAAUGUGUCGGAAGCUCAGGGAACAGUAACAAUAACAAUCAUGUCAGUCGUAUGCUCAAUGCUCGACUUAUUCAUCGUGAAGUUUGUUCAUUGUUAUCGGAAGCUUUCGACAAUCUUCAUUCCACAAUUGCUCAAUAUAAUAGAAUAAUGCCAGUAUGGCAACAAGUUGAAACACCUGCCGGCCUUAAAACUGCUGUUACAAUUCCUCAGACAAACAAAAUCCUAGAUGAAGAUGAAUUUCUAGCCUUAGCAAAUAGUAGUAUAGCUCAGUUAUGUGCUCAAAACAUAUUGCUAUGGCAUCAUUUUUUAGAUAAUUUUACAAAAAAACAAGCCAUAAAUCAGCAUCUUUCCAAAAAACACCAUCAACUUCGCGUAAGGAGAUUUUCCGAAGCAUUUUUCGUAUUAGAAAAUCCAAGACAAAGUGCAGCAGGCUGUUAUGAUGACCAUAAUAAUUAUCAACACUAUAGAUCAGUAUCAGAAGCAGCUAGAAGAUCUAGAUACUUGGCUUCAUUACCACCUUUACCAGUUCAUUGCUCAGCAACGGAUGGCGAUCCAAUUACUUUACCUGUAAUUUUUGAGGAUCAGUACACAAAACCUGGAAGUAAUACUAGAAGAUCGGAUGGUGAAUCUUUUAUUAACUCUUGUGGCAUUCCGCUAAAUACACUACGACAAACACUUCUACUUAACCAAGAUUGUAGUUGUGGGAUCGCAGCUAUAUUAGAAUCUAGAAGAUGCAGUCAAAUGGCAUCAACUGGAAAAUUACUUAAAAUCAAAGGUACGGAUACUGAUCAAAAACCAGAGAAUCAGAGUAUUAAGACUAGACACAGCAAAUCGUUAGACCAGUUGUUAAGAUCGACUGUAAUGGAUACACCUAUGUUAUCAUUACCACUUAGUUUUUCUAGAACUUUCGAAAAAAAUAAUAAUGGCAAUCCUACUGAAAGAUCAACAAUACCUAAGCACUCAAAAUAUAAACAAUUAGAUCUUAUUCAAAAUACUAAAGUUAUGACACUACCUCGCCGUCAAAAAGAUAAUAUCAAACCUCCCGAAUUUCGAAUACAGCCAAAUGGUUAUGCCUCUUUACCAAUACGGAGAAAUGAUAGACGAUUUUAUCGACCUAUACGUAUGACAGAAAAAAUAAAGCCAAUAGCUGUAAAUAAGACUAGAUCACCAUCGUCGGGCGAGGAAUCUCCUAUUUCAAAAUUGGGGACUAGUGUUAGUGUUCCACUUCAGUUAGAGGCACUGAACACGUCGCCAAUAAUGGUUAAAUAUUCAAACAGUACGACUUCAAUACCAGAUUUAGUAAAUGAUAAAUUAAUUUCGACCGUAGCUAAUAGUAGUGAGUCAAUGCCAGACUUACCGUCAACAGCAGUGACACGAUUUUCAUCGGUUUCUGAUAGUGAAAUCACUUCAGAACAAAGUGGAUGGGUCUCUAGUCGUCGGUCUUCGAUAUCUUCAUUUUCUGGUCAAAUUACUCCAAAAGUGGAUGAUCCGUAUGAUACAAAACAUGAUUUGUACAUAGGAAGAGAAUUACAAAGAAGGUUGUUAAAAUUACUUGAAGAGUCACCAAACAGAAAAAUGACCUUAACUGAAAAAAAAAUAAAAUCUUCUAAAUUUAUUAAACCAUCUGGGGCUAAUAAGUUAACGACCAAUGACCAGACAUAUGAAGAAGUUCGUUUACCACCGCCCAGACAAUUUAGAGAUAUUCCUCUUCCACCUGAACCUUUUAGGGAUACGAUUCCUCCACCAGAUUCAGUCGACAAUUUAUUAUAUCAUAUGUACGAAACCGUAAAAGAAGCUAGAUGGAAUGAUCAACAUCGAUUAGCGAUGAGACAGAAAAAAUUUUCAGAAAGUUCUAAGAAACCUAUAGUCAGAACCAAGAAAAGUAGUAUGGAACCGGAGUACUACGAAGACGAAACACAGAAAGACAUAAAAGCUGACGGCCGUAUUCAUUCGUAUAACAGCGUCGAAGACAAUUCAAUGUUUCAGAAAUAUAAGGAACAAUUUAAAAAACAAAUGAGUUUUACUGGCGUUAUUUAUAGUGACGCUCAUAUAUUAGCUUCAACAUUACCAUACUUUCACAUCAGCGAAGAUUUACGCAUGUUUUCACCAGAAGGUGUUCACCUUAUAGUAUGUGUCCAUGGACUGGAUGGUAAUUCAGCUGAUUUACGUUUAGUCAAGACGUACAUAAAAUUAGGUUUGCCUGGUGCUCAUCUGGAGUUUCUCAUGUCUGAAAGAAACCAAGGUGAUACAUUUUCGGACUUUGAACGCAUGACUGAUCGUUUGGUGAAUGAGAUUCUUAGUCACAUAUCCUCGUUCCAACUACCACAUUAUCCAUCUAGGAUAAGCUUUGUUGGUCAUUCGUUAGGAACGAUCAUCAUUAGAGCAGCAAUUGCUCGACCUCAAAUGAAACAUUUACUACCAAAAAUGCAUACAUUUUUGUCACUUUCAGGUCCUCAUUUAGGAACUUUAUACAAUACUAGUGGAUUAGUGAAUAUGGGUUUAUGGUUCAUGCAAAAAGUUAAAAAAAGUGGUACUUUACUCCAGCUAUCUUUGAAAGACGCUGCAGACAUUCGACAAACGUUCCUUUAUCAACUAGCUCAAAACUGUCAUUUAAGUUAUUUUAAGCAUGUUUUAUUAUUUGGUUCAUCUCAAGAUAGAUAUGUUCCACCUCAUUCAGCAAGAAUCGAGCUCUGCAAAGCUGCUAUUAAAGAUACAUCACCUAUCGGAUUGGCAUAUCGAGAAAUGGUGAACAAUAUUUUAUGUCCAAUAAUAAACAAACUGGAUGUUACGUUUAUCCGUUACGAUGUACAUCAUGCAUUGCCUAAUACCGCAAACUCAUUGAUAGGAAGAGCAGCUCAUAUAGCAGUAUUAGAUUCAGACUUAUUCAUCGAAAAAUUUUUAGUGGUAACUGGGCUUAAAUAUUUUAGGUAGAUGUAACAAAUAUUUUGUAUAUAAUAUUAUUUCAUCGUUUUUUGGUCUUGCAAACUGAUUUGUGACGCAAGCACUCGCAGUAUUAUUAUUGCAACUGGCUUACAAUUAUCAAGUCGUUUAUAUUAUUAACUACUAAGUUUUAAUAAUUUUUAUGAAUUUGCCAAGAUGAUGCCAAAGUCCAACAAAAUAUUUAUAAAAAUAAAAUAAUAAUAAUAAUGAGCAAAGAAACGUAUUUGACAUUUUUUUAAGUAAUAUAGUUACAUACAUUAUCAGGGUUUAUAUUAAUACCUGUAUAGGCUAUACACAUUUAUUAUACAGUAGAACCUCAUUAAUCCGGACUAAUUGGGGCUCUAGGUUGUCCGAAUUAAUGAAAGUCCAGAUUAAACAAAAUAACCAAAAAUUAUAAAUCUAUAAAUCUUUUAUUGCAUAUUUUACUGGAUAACUUAAAUGACAAUUGGUAUUGAUAAAUAUGUUAUCGCAAUAACCCGAAAUUAUAGGAAACUUGUAGAACUCGUUUUCAUGUUUAUUUUAAUCUACGGUGAAAACUAGUGUAAUUUUCCUACGACCGGUUUAUUUACGUAUUUUAAAGGCUGUCCGGAUUAAGCGAAGUCCGGACUAAUGAGGUCCGGAAUAUAGAGGUUUUACUGUAUUAUAAUAUUAUAAUUAAAACAUUUGUAUUUUGACUUUCAACUAAAUUAAUUAAUUAAAUUUCAAUUUAACAUAGUUUAUAACAAAAAAGGUCUUUGAAUUAUAUUGUCUUUGUAAAGUAAGUAACUAGUAUUCAUUGAUAAUAUACAACAAAUUAAAUACAAACUAAUAAAUUUUAAUUUUAAGUCAAAAUGUAUUACAAAAAUAUUUGAACAUCUUUCAGUUGACUCCACUGAGUCAUCCAAUGCAAUGCAAAUUGUUGGUAAAUUCAUAAUAUAUGCUUUUAAUUAUUAUAUUCAAGUGUUUUAAAGUAUAAAGAUAAUCUCAAUAUCCGACCAAAAAUGCACUUAAUUGAUAUGAACAAAAUAUAAUAUAAUUUAAAUUGCUAUUUAAUACAUAUAAAUAUUCAAAAUAUGUUUAUACUCCAUUCCAAAAGAGAAUAAUAUACAAGGCAACAUCUGGUGGCGCGUAUCUUUCUUAUAACGACAUAGGUAGUGAAUAGUUUAUGGGUAAAAAAGGCGCAAAAUUGGUAAGUUCUCUUUUGGAAUAGAGUAUAGUAUGAAUAUUUUAAUUAUUAGUAUCUACGGGAGAAAACUAUAUUAUUCCAUUUUUAUUACAUUAAAUCUUAUAAUAUGUUAAUGCUCAAACUUACAUCAUUAUUAUUAAAAUAAAUAAAAUGUUCAUUAAUUAUUAAAACGAUAAUGUUUAAGAAGUAUAAAAACACAAGGGUCAAUUAAACUCAACAUUAAUUAAAAUAUA